Molecule: messenger RNA, 331 nt
Organism: Spea bombifrons (plains spadefoot toad)
Lineage: Eukaryota; Metazoa; Chordata; Amphibia; Anura; Pelobatidae
Product: ER degradation-enhancing alpha-mannosidase-like protein 2
Exons: 4
Coding region: 44-331 (95 amino acids)
Biological process (GO): carbohydrate metabolic process; mannose trimming involved in glycoprotein ERAD pathway; endoplasmic reticulum mannose trimming
Cellular component (GO): membrane; endoplasmic reticulum
Molecular function (GO): calcium ion binding; mannosyl-oligosaccharide 1,2-alpha-mannosidase activity
Source: RefSeq, a predicted model, not a curated record
UGUGUCAGAAUGCUGUGAGGGACUCCGGUACGAGUGACAGGACAUGAACCCGCUCCUGCUCCCUGUGUGUUUGGGGUUCGUGGUCGCCCUGCCGCCGGUACAGAAUGCCAAGGAGAGCCGGUUUAGUCAGCAUGACGCGGCGCAUUACAGGGAUCGAGUGAAGUCCAUGUUUUAUCACGCUUACAACAAUUACCUGGAGAAUGCCUUUCCGUAUGAUGAGUUGCGACCUCUUACCUGUGAUGGACAAGAUACGUGGGGCAGUUUUUCUUUGACAUUAAUUGAUGCUCUGGAUACGUUACUCCUCUUCGGGAAGCUGGUACCUCAAGCGUAG